GCAACUCCGGCGAGCGCGAGUGAGCGAUCGAUCCAUCUACCGGCGAUGAUUCUGCGGAGGACGCUGCCGAGGCUGGCCUCGGCGAAGGACGGCAGCGGCGGCGGCUUCGCCGACGGCCACUUCCCCUCCCUCCGCGGCCACCCCGCCGCGCGCGCCAACGCGCGGGACGCCGCCGAGAAGCAGGCGGCGCUGGCUGCGAAGGAGGAGGAGAUCAGGGACCACCGGCGCGGCGACGCCGCGGCGGCGUCGCCGGCGCCGUCGACGGUGAAGGAGUUCCGGGUGUACCGGUGGAGCCCGGACGCCCCCUCGCGGCGGCCGCACCUGCAGUCGUACCACGUCGACCUCGCCACAUGCGGUCCCAUGGUGCUGGACGUCCUGCAGAAGAUCAAGGCGGAGCACGACGCGACGCUGGCGUUCCGGCGGUCGUGCCGGGAGGGCAUCUGCGGGUCGUGCUCCAUGUGCAUCGACGGGGUGAACACCGUGGCGUGCCUCAGGCCCGUGGACACCGACACCUCGUCGGCCACGACGGUGACGCCGCUGCCCCACAUGUACGUCGUGAGGGACCUCGUCGUCGACCUGACCAGCUUCUACCAGCAGUACAAGUCGGUGGAGCCGUGGCUGAAGAGGAAGACGAAGACGAAGACGGAGACGACGGAGCACGCGCAGUCGCCGGAGGAGAGGAAGAGGCUGGACGGGCUGUACGAGUGCAUUCUGUGCGCGUGCUGCAGCGCGGCGUGCCCGUCCUACUGGUGGAACGCGGAGGCGUUCCUGGGGCCGGCGGCGCUGCUGCACGCGUACCGGUGGGUGUCGGACAGCCGCGACGAGUACGCGGCGGAGCGGGUGCAGGCGCUGGCGGAGGGGUGGGACAAGCUCUACCGCUGCCGGAUGAUCAAGAGCUGCACGGCCACCUGCCCCAAGAGCCUCGACCCCGCCGCCGCCAUCUCCGCCAUGAAGACCCUGCACCAGCUCGGCAAGCCAUGACAGAGACACACAGAGAGAGAAUGUUGUUCUAGUGUUUAGCGUGCGUUCCAGUUAAUUAAUCUAUUUUUGAAUAAUAAUCCAUCGAAUUACUACGAUUAAGGUCAUA
Molecule: messenger RNA, 1087 nt
Organism: Oryza sativa Japonica Group (Japanese rice)
Lineage: Eukaryota; Viridiplantae; Streptophyta; Magnoliopsida; Poales; Poaceae
Product: succinate dehydrogenase [ubiquinone] iron-sulfur subunit 2, mitochondrial-like
Biological process (GO): respiratory electron transport chain; tricarboxylic acid cycle; aerobic respiration
Cellular component (GO): mitochondrion
Molecular function (GO): electron transfer activity; 2 iron, 2 sulfur cluster binding
Source: RefSeq, a predicted model, not a curated record